AGCAGGAGGGGCUGCCUGGGGCUGCCUGGGGCUGCCAGCAGCCUCUGCUUUGUUGAUUUGCUCUCCAGCACACGUUCCCUUCUGGAGCAGCACUUGGCUGGGCUCAGCAUUGCCGGUGGGAGCCUCUGGCUCAUCUGCUCUGUCUCCAUCUUCCUGUGGCUUUAAUUAGCUGAUGUUUCCACUUCCCCCUUCUGUGGAGCAGGGAACAUGUGUGGCAACACAGCCUCCUGCUAAAAGUACAAAUUAAAGAAAAAAAAAAAUCAUUGGAGCGUUGAAAUGUGAAUGAAUCCGGCAGCUGUGUCAGCCCUGGAAAUUUCCUGCAGGGUGUUUGUAGAUUUGCAGUGAGCAGCACCUUGUCAAGCAGGUACAGGUCCAUGCUGUGGGGGGGGAAUGGCCAAGCCUUGUUUAGCAGCAGGAAAAGCUCUGAUGUUAACAUCAGAGCCCAAAGUCAGAGUGAGAAGGAGCUCUGCUGUUCUCUGCCUGCACCACCUGGGCUGGGGGUCGGUGUCACCCUGCCCAGGGUUGGGGACAUCCGGCCCCUGUGUGGAGGAGGCAGCAGAGGUGGCACCCACGGCUCAGAGCAGGAGAUGCUGCUGGAGAAAUGCCCCAGCAGAGCUUCUGAGGAGGAGUCAGUGUGAAAAUGAGUCUGAUGGGCACCUUGGGGGGGCUUCAGCUUCCACCAGAGCUCCAGGAACUGCCUGGGGAAGGAGUCCCCACACCGGGAAGGAGCUUGCAGAGGCUUUGGUGCCCACAGGGAACGGUGCCAAGUGGGGCAAAAGCAGCUGCAGGUCGGGACAGGCAGACUUGGCGCUGCACAGACCCGGGCACCCCGUCCUGCAGCACGUAAAUCAAUCUGUGCUGCGGCUCCUCUUCCAAAACCCUUCCCGCCCGUCUUUACAACCUCCUUCCUUUGCAGGCAGCAAACUUUUGGCCUCUGGGAAGCUGCGGUGAAAUGCGAGCACCGACCUGUCGCAGGCCAGGCUGUUUUCAGAGCCGAGCAGGAGGCAGCUGCCAGCCCAGCUGCGACAUCCCUGCACGGAGCACCUGGGAGCGCAGAGCUGCCGAGGGUGACGCUGCCGGCCGCGAACGCCCCGCCAGGGACGUAAUUACCGUGUGCAGGGCUGGGGUCAGGGCUCAGCUCCGCUGUCAGCCAGCAGCUAUGCAGCAGAACAGGAUGUCGGAUUAAGGAGUCCCCGUGCCCAGGACAGCGGGGGACAGCAGGGAAGUGAAGGAGCUGGGUGGGACCGGGCACUGCCAGCUCACACCCAGCGCUGGCAGCGCGGCAGCCACGACCCUGAGCUCGGCUUUGAGGGGCUCAGCCACGCCUGGAGCAGCAGGGAAGGUGCCCGGCGGGGCUGCAGGAUGAACUGCACGGGCCCUGGCUGCAGGUGAGGGGCCAGGGAUCACCUGUCAGGACGGACCUGAGCACCCGCCUGGGCAGCACAGCCUUAUCUGCAGCGGGGAGCGCAGUUAAUGUGUAACCUGGCUGUGUUUGGUUAGCCCAGAAAAGCAAAGAAGUCCUGGGAUAGGCACGGCCGGGACAGAAAUUGAGCAGCACGGAACGACGGACAGCCUGCCGGGACCUUCCCCCCGUGGCAGCCGCCAGGGCAGCCCCUGCUAUGCCCAGGAAGGAGCUGGGGAUGGCUGGCUGCAACUCUGGCAGCUGUGACAGCAUGGUCAGCACGGCCUCCAACCACUCCCAGCGGAGUGACAACAGCUAUGACUAUUUAUCUGUGGAAGAGAAGGAGUGUUUGAUGUUCCUGGAGGAAACCAUUGGUUCCCUGGAUGCAGAGGGGGACAGUGGGGUCUCCACAGAUGACACCGACUAUGGGGAACCCCCCAAGCCCAGGAAAGGCCUCGUGCCCCGGGAUGUGGGGAGCAGGGACCAGCGGCGUGGGGCUGAGCAGAGCCGCGCCCAAAGCGUCUCUGCCUCCUCCAGCCCGGCCCCAAGCCUGCCCAGGAGCACCCCUGGCAAUGCCCACGCAGUGCCAGCAGGAACGGCUGCCCAGGAGGAGCCCAGGGAGGGCAGGCUGCACCACGGCAGCGCAGGAAACCACCGCAAGCCGCUGACCGCCCAAACCCCAGACCCCUUCCAGGAGGAGCUGCAGUGGUCACGCAGCUCGGGCGCCGCGGGGGAGGCGGCCAAGGAGACCAAGACUCGGACUUUGUGGGGCCACGCCGAGAAAUCCGGCCCGGAGGAGGCCCCUCAGGAGGCCGAGGCCAAGCGCGGGCCUCCAACCGCCCCCAAGCCGCGGCAGCUGCCCCCCAACAUCAUCCUGAGAGCCGGCAGGAGCAGCGCCGCGCCCCAGCACGGCCACGGGGGCAGAGCGGCCCCUGCGCCCUCAGGCAGCCCCCAGCCCGGCCCUGGCAGCGACUGCGCCGCUGAGAAGGGCAACUCCGCUCACCUGGACCCCAAGGAGAAGGAGAGAGCCCGAAGGGAGGCCCUGGAGAAGCUGGGCCUGUCCCAGGACAGGAGGGAGCCCGGCGCCCACCGCCAUCCCCAGCCGCUCCCCGCGCAGCCUGGCCAGGGCUCGGCGCCGGGGGUGCGGCCCUUGGCCUUCAAAUCCAACACGCUGGAGCGCUCCGGGGUGGGGCUGGGCAGCUCCAUGGGCGGCAGCAAGGAGCAGAGCUGCAGGGGCAGCAGCAGCAGCAGCUCCCUGGGCAAGAUGUCCUUCAUCGAGCGGCUGGCCCCCGGCUUCCUGCGCGGCCGCCCCCGGCCCGCGUCCCUGGCCGCGGGGAAGGACUUCGCCGGCCUCAGGGAGCAGGAGGAGCAGGACAGGAGCAGCAAGAGGAGAUCCCACCCUCUGCCCGCCUUCCCCAGGCCUGCUCGCUCCGCUGUGAGCGUGAAGAUCUCCCCGAAGGGCGCGGCCGACGAGAACCGGCGCGAGGCGCUCAAGAAGCUGGGGCCGGCGCGAGGCGCUCAAGAAGCGGGGGCUGCGGAAGGAGUAGCGGCUGGCAAAGGGGGGUUUUCUCCCCAAAUCCGGCAGCCUGCGCUGCCCGGCCUCGGGCACCAGCAUCCCCUGCCAUCCGCUCCCUGUUGGGAGCUUCGCACCACGUAA
Molecule: messenger RNA, 3059 nt
Organism: Ficedula albicollis (Collared flycatcher)
Lineage: Eukaryota; Metazoa; Chordata; Aves; Passeriformes; Muscicapidae
Gene: C26H1orf116
Product: chromosome 26 open reading frame, human C1orf116
Exons: 5
Coding region: 1620-3059 (479 amino acids)
Source: RefSeq, a predicted model, not a curated record